Acipenser ruthenus (sterlet) is the source of this 2704-nucleotide messenger RNA. RefSeq names its product hydroperoxide isomerase ALOXE3-like. Lineage: Eukaryota; Metazoa; Chordata; Actinopteri; Acipenseriformes; Acipenseridae. The record is from RefSeq and is a predicted model, not a curated record. Gene Ontology annotation, molecular function: iron ion binding; protein binding; oxidoreductase activity, acting on single donors with incorporation of molecular oxygen, incorporation of two atoms of oxygen. Bases 96 to 2102 code for a protein of 668 amino acids. The transcript has 14 exons. Gene Ontology annotation, biological process: linoleic acid metabolic process; lipid oxidation.
UGCUGAAAACAGUACUAACAUUUAUACAUUUUCAUUUUUCUUACUAUUUUGUUUUUACUUUAGUCAGUUAUAUUUUAAGAAAAACAAACAACAAAAUGGUAGUCUAUACUUACACAGUUUCAGUGACUACAGGUGACAUGUUUUUUGCUGGCACCUGUGAUUCGGUAUAUAUCACCUUGAUUGGCACCAAUAGCCAAAGUGACAAAAAGAGAUUAGACAAACUGGGACCAGAUUUUACUAGAGGAAGUACUCAUCAGUACAAAAUACAUUGCAAAGAAAGAUUGGGUGAUAUUCUGCUGAUCAGACUGGAAAAGGUCAAUGGAUCCUACAGGGGAGAUGACUGGUUCUGUUCGAAGUUGGAUUGUGAUGGAGAGAAAUCAUACUUCCCCAGUUAUAGAUGGGUUACGGGAAAAGAAUGUCUUGAGCUGAGGGAGGGCACAGCAAAGAAACCCAAUGAAGACAAACUUGAUAUCCUAAAGGAACACAGACAGAAAGAGCUGGACAUUCGUAGGAGCCUUUUUGGAUGGACUACCUAUAAAGAAGGCGUCCUGAAAUGUGUGGAUAUCCGGGAUCCGUGCAAACUGCCACCAGAGAUUAGCUUUUCAUUCACCAAAUCCACUGAAUUUGUUUUUACAAGGGCCACUGCUCAGAUGGAGCUGAAACUGUUGGAAUGGCAAGAUUGUACUGAUUCCUGGACAUCCAUGAAACAGAUUGAGAAAUUCUUCUACGUCAACAAGACAGAUACUUCCGUGUAUGUGCAAAGAAAGUGGAAGGAAGAUGACUUCUUUGGGUACCAGUAUCUGAACGGCACCAACCCUAUAAUGAUCCAGAAGUGCAAACAAAUCCCCUCAAACUUCCCGGUCACCAAUUGCAUGGUCUCUGGAUUCCUGGAUAAAUCCAGCUCACUGCAGAAGGAAAUGGAGAAGGGCAAUAUCUUUCUGGUGGACUAUCAGCUGCUGGAUGACAUCCCAGCCAAUACGAUCCAUGGACGUACACAAUAUAUUUCUGCUCCACUCUGUCUGCUGUACAAGGAUACCCACAACAAGCUGAAGCCCAUUGCCAUCCAGCUCAAGCAAACGGCAGAUCCAGAAAAUCCAAUCUUUUUGCCUAAUGACAAGGAAGAAGACUGGCUCCUGGCGAAGAUCUUUGUGCGCAGUGCUGACUUUAACUUGUUUGAGGUGGUUACUCACCUUCUGCGGACUCACCUGUUGGCAGAGGUGUUCUGCAUGGCGACGCUCAGACAUCUGGCCUCCGUGCACCCACUGUACAAGCUCCUGAUUCCUCACAUGCGAUACACUCUGCAAAUCAAUAUCAUGGCAAGGAAAACACUGGUGAACAAAGGUGGACUUUUUGACAAGGCCUUAAGCAUUGGAGGAAUCGGGAUGUACAAAGUGUUGCAGAAAGCUCAGGAGUCUAUAACCUACAGCUCCCUCUGUCUGCCAGAUGACAUUAAAGCUCGUGGGGUAGAAGGCAUACCCAAUUAUUACUACAGAGACGAUGGCCUUAAACUGUGGGCUGUGAUCAACAGUUUUGUGCAGAGUCUGCUUAAAUAUUACUACCCGAAUGACAGUGAUGUCUUGGAAGACACAGAGCUGCAGGGCUGGAUAAACGAUAUCUUUUGUGAAGGCUUCCUUCAACGGGAAGAAUCAGGUAUUCCAAACUCAUUCAGCACUGUUAAUGAACUAAGCAAGUUUCUGACCAUGGUCAUAUUCACCUGCUCAGUGCAGCACAGUGCAGUCAACAGUGGACAGUUUGACUUUUAUGGCUGGAUGCCUAACGCCUCUCCCACCAUGCAACGUCCUCCUCCCACCAAGAAGGGGGAAACCACCAUGGAAGACAUCCUCCAAAGCAUUGCUAAUGUCAGCAGUACUGUCGACAAUCUGGCCGCCGUCUGGUUGCUCAGCACCACUUCCUCUGACUUUAUUAAACUGGGGGACUAUCCAGAGAAGCGCUUCACAGAGGAGUACCCUCAAAAGAUGAUUGCACAAUUCCAGGCGGAUCUGAAGAAGAUUGAUGAUGAAAUAGUUCAUCGUAUUGAAGACCAAGAAAUUGGAUACACCUACAUGCGUCCAUCGCUCACGGAGAACAGUGUGGCUAUCUGAAUGUUAACCCACAGCAGCACCUAACAGUGCUUUACUGCUUUUUAUACUGUGCCUCCACCCUCUAUUUACCACCUUGGCCCUUACCUGUUUUGAGGUUUUGUCUUAAAUUUGAACAUAAGGAGAAACCAAAUAAAUGCCUUAAAUCCAGACUUCCUAAUGGUUCUAUUUAGAAGCUUCUGUUUUUAUACUGAACCCUUAAUACUGAUACAUCCAUUGUCCAAUAUUAAAGAACUAAAUUAUUCAAAAGACAACCUUUGAGACAUAUAAGCUGGGGUUCAUUAAGUUUUGUUUCCCCAUAUUAGCAUUCUCUGAGGCUGAUUAAUAAAGGAGUAAGGUGCUAUAAGAAGGUGUUCAAAGCACUUUAUUUAGUUGAUUCUUUAGUGGCUUGUAUCUCAUGCUUAUUCAUAAUUAAUUAAGGUGGAAAUUCACCUAUUGUAUGUUGUAAACUCAAUAUUAAAAAAAUACUCUUUAAUAAUACACUUUUUAAUAAUAAAGUUUUCUCAAAACAAAUACAUUCCGAUGUACUAUAAUAUGCACAUGCAUGUUUUUAGUUGCACAUGGAGUUACACAUUUGCUUCUUGAUUUUGAAUAAUAAAGUGAUC